Molecule: messenger RNA, 333 nt
Organism: Helobdella robusta
Lineage: Eukaryota; Metazoa; Annelida; Clitellata; Rhynchobdellida; Glossiphoniidae
Exons: 2
Coding region: 1-333 (110 amino acids)
Source: RefSeq, a predicted model, not a curated record
AUGAAGCCCAAGAAGAUCUCGAGGAAAUUGAAAGAAAUCACCGAAGAUGUUAAAUCCAAAAAGAAGAAAGCCUCAAAAGAGGAAGAAAAAUCCAACGACGAUGAUGAAGACGACGACGAUGGAGAGAGUAGUGAUAACAGUAGCGAUGACGACUGUAAUAAUGAUGAUGGUAGUGGUGAUGAAGAAGAAGAUGAAGAAGAAAAAGAUGAAGAAGAUGAGGAUGAGGAAGAUAAUGAUGAUCAAAACGGCGACAAUAGUGAUGAAGAUGAGAAUGUAGAAGAAGAAGAAGAAAAAGAUGAUUGUAAUGCUGAUAGCGAAACUGAUGACGAUUGA